Seriola dumerili (greater amberjack) is the source of this 2826-nucleotide messenger RNA. Its product is annotated as plexin-C1-like. Gene Ontology annotation, cellular component: semaphorin receptor complex. Bases 1 to 2799 code for a protein of 932 amino acids. The record is from RefSeq and is a predicted model, not a curated record. Gene Ontology annotation, biological process: positive regulation of axonogenesis; regulation of GTPase activity; negative regulation of cell adhesion. The transcript has 16 exons. NCBI's taxonomy places the organism in Eukaryota, Metazoa, Chordata, Actinopteri, Carangiformes, Carangidae. Gene Ontology annotation, molecular function: protein binding; semaphorin receptor activity.
AUGAUCCUGCUGCCUGGUCUGUUGUUUAUUCUCUGGGGAGAACCGGGUCGGUGUCGGGGGGAGGAUGGAGGCUUCACUUUUGAUGGAGAUAUCCGUCACUUCGCCGUGGCCUCCAACUCGGUUUACAUCGCUACAGAGGAGAGGCUGUAUCAGCUGAGCCACAACCUGACUCUGGUCCGGAGUCUGACCCAGAGAGGAUUCAUGAAGGACGGUGCCAUCCCGCCGGUUGAGGAGCAUUUCUACCGUGUUUCUGAGAUGGCGUGGUGGAACGCAACUUUCAGCGUCAACGUGUUAUUGCCAUUUGUUGAGAACGGCACUCUGAUCAGCUGCGGGGUGACCGACGAUGAGUGUGGUUACUGUGAAGUUCUGGACCUGAUGAACAUCUCUAACUUUGUGCACAGGGAGAGCAUCUAUGUGGGACCACUGAGGCGCAGCAGCGCGUCCGUCUCAGUCUUGGUGACAGUGGAGAAGAGUCCAACCCAGAGCCACUUUUACAUUCUGACCGCGAUACAGCAAAAACAUCAAGAACAUUCCGGUCCGAGCCGCUGCCCCCCUAGUACCAAAACUCUCAACCUUCAGAAUACGGAUGAGAAGCAGCCCGGAGGUAUAUUUUCUUUUAAUGAUGACCAACCCCUAUCUUCUUUCGAAAGUAAAGGCGAUGUGGAGUUUGUGGACGGAUUUCAGAUCAGUUCAACCAUAUAUCUGCUCUCCAACGUGCCCUCCGGCUCCAAAAGUAACAAAGUCCAUCUAAUUUGGUUUGAGGGCAAAACCAACAAGGUCGAGACUGUCAAGUCGCUGCGGGGCGCGACUCUCAGUGUCUCUGAAGGUGGUGGUGACGGUAACAGACUCCUGGCCUCCUCGGUGAUCCCGGGCGGUCCGCCGGUGCUCUGGAGCGGAGUGUUCAGUGUGGGUGAAGGACAGCUGAACACCGAGCUGGUAGUGUUUGACAUCAGCCCUGAUCUCAGCGGAGAGGCCGAUGCAGAUCCAGACUUCUGUAGUGAUUGUACUCCCAAGCAAACGGUUAAAAAGACACUGAAGCCGGAGGCAGUGCUCUUCAGGCAGAACCACAUGACCUCUGUGCUGGCAGUGAGGCAGAAGGCCUGGAUUGUUUUCUUCAUCAGGACGGACGUUGGGCAGCUCAUUAAGCUUGCUGUGGAUAAGAACUAUCACACCGUCUGUCCCACGGUGCUCUACAGGGCCAAUGAUGACUGCAGAGUGUUUCCCAAAAUACAACUGGAUCAAGUCGAUCGUAAACAUGUGUACGUGCCAUUUCAGAACAAGAUGGAGCGUGUCCCCGUGUCAACGUGCAGCACAUACAAAAAUGUGCAGGAGUGCUGGUCUGCACAGGAUCCAUACUGUGUCUGGUGUGACUCUAAGAGUUGCACAUUUGAAGAUGACUGCAAAGAUUCAGACUGGGUGUCCAUUCCUGAUGAUUACCAGCAGAAAAUGGUUUCCCACAAUGUUGCUAAGGACUCCACCGGCCAGAUCACACUUAACAUCCUGACACACCUGACUGCGGGCGAGAAGGCACGGUCCAACUUCGCCUGUCAGUUCCCUGUGAGUUCCAGAGAGCUUUGUAGGAAGAAUGAGUUUCCUCCACAGUUCCCACAAUGCAUCUGCAUCCUCUCUGAGAACAUACUUCCUGCCGAAGGCCUGGCAGUCGGUGUAAGAAUUAGACUUGGCACAUUGACCUUAUUGGAACCACUGACGCUAACCAACUGCUCUGAGAUCAGAGGACCGCCAACUUCUGUCUUGUGUCAGCAGUGUAUCAGGGCUGGAUGUGGCUGGAGCAAAAACCACUGUUCCUGGGCAAAUCAGGGAGUGAGGAAUGAAAGUGUUUGCCAAAUGAUGGGGUCAGGGAUGAACUUUUCUAGGCCAGAGAUCUCCUCCAUCACUCCCAGUGUCGUGUCUUUCUACGGCAGAAACCAUGCAGUGUUGAGCGGUCAUAACCUCAAUGAUGUGACCAGAGUGAGGAUCCAGACUGACGACUGCUCUCCACGAGAAUCUCCUGUGUGGAACAACACAGGUGUGAAUCUGACGUUCCACAUUCCCAGCACAGAAUCAAAAGGCAAGGUCAAAGUAUGUGCCCUCCUCCCAGAUGGUAGUUGCCAUGGCAACAUGAAAAUCACCUACAGUUCCUUACCUUUCUGCGCCAACAUCACACCCAGCAGCACCUGGGACAGUGGGAAGAGGAAAAUCACACUAAUGGGAUCCCACCUUGAGUUUGUGGAGAGGGUCACACACAGCCACGCCCCGCAGGAGGUCAGGCUUCCCAGAAACAGCAACUUUCAGAGUCUCACCUAUGAUGCACCUGCGGCUGGAAACCUUCGGGGGACUUUUACCAGCACUGUGUUUUUGAAAGUAGCCAAUGAAACCUUGUCCUGCUCCACUAAAAUAACCUACUAUCCAGACCCUGAAUUUACUGGUUUCACAUCCACAAGAAUGGGGGACAAUUUGCACAUCACCAUAGAGAAAAAGGCAGACAAACUGGAGAUGACAACAGCAGAUAUUUCAGUGUGGGGCAUUCAGGCAGAAAAGCAGUACCCCUGUAUCAUGGUGGUGAAAGAAACUGUAAACAAGACUGACUUUUUCACCUGUGAUAUUCAGCGCACAUCAGAUGCUGAAUUCCAGCACUUUAUGAUAAUGUAUGGUGACAAGACUGUAAGACUAGACCCUCCAUCUUUAUUGCAUUGUGUCCUUCUGAUACUGCGAAUCCUGCUGAUACCAUGUAUUAUUGUUGUGUCGGUGAUUAUCUGUCGAUGGCAAAAGAAACUCACCGCUGAGAUGAAAAAGCUGUGACCGAACCUGCUGAACUUUUAUGGUGGA